This is a messenger RNA of Colletotrichum spaethianum, 1572 nucleotides long. RefSeq lists its product as uncharacterized. The transcript is spliced from 3 exons. Gene Ontology annotation, biological process: transmembrane transport. The record is from RefSeq and is a predicted model, not a curated record. The coding region runs from base 1 to 1572 and encodes 523 amino acids. NCBI's taxonomy places the organism in Eukaryota, Fungi, Ascomycota, Sordariomycetes, Glomerellales, Glomerellaceae. Gene Ontology annotation, molecular function: transmembrane transporter activity.
AUGAUCAGCAGCUUCGGCGUCCCACAAAACGAUGUCGCUAAAUGGGCCGGUUACACAUCUGCGGUCUUCUCUCUUUCCCAGAGCGUGACCGCCGUGGCGUGGGGCAGAGCCUCCGAUCGGAUCGGAAGGAAACCGACCAUCAUUAUCGGUCUGAUUUCGACAAUGGUGUUCUUCGUUGUCUGGGGCAUGUCCACUAGCCUGCCGAUGGCGAUCAUCGUGCGAGCCAUCCUAGGCAGCGGAAACGGAAAUGUUGGAAUUAUUAGAACCAUGGUUGCGGAAAUGGUCCCCGAGAAGGAAUUGCAACCUCGAGCGUUCUCUAUCAUGCCCCUGAUCUGGUCCGUUGGCUCCAUCUUCGGCCCGGCCUUUGGCGGUUUCUUCGCCAACCCCGCCCGUCGUUUCCCGGCGUUGUUUGGAGACAGCUGGUUCUUCAACGCUUACCCGUUUGCUCUGCCGAACCUCAUCGCCGCCGUCUUCUUCCUCAUCUCUGUCACCACCGCCACUCUCUUCCUGAAGGAAACACUCGAGAGCAAGCGCCAUAAGCCCGACUGGGGCCUUCUCCUUGGCGAGCGUCUCACCCGCCCGUUUCGCCGCUCUUGUCCUACUCGUCGUCACCACGCCCACGUCAGGCGCACCUCUUUCGUCGACGGCGAGGCUACGGCGCCGUUGGUGCCUACCAUGUUGAACUCCCAUACCCAGCAGCCCGAGGACAACAAGCAGUCGACAGAGGCGCCGAGCAUGAAGGAGGUUUUCACCGCGCAGACGAGCAUCAACCUGCUCUGCUACACCUUCCUCGCCCUGCACUCGGUAGCCUUUGACCAGAUCCUCCCGGUCUUCCUCAACUACCCCAAACAAGUCCACACUCCCGAGAACACCCACUUGCCUUUCCAGUUCUCCGGCGGCUUCGGCCUCAGCUCGGACCGUAUCGGCACCAUCUUCACCAUCUACGGCAUCACCUGCGGUGUGAUCCAGUUCUUCGUCUUCCCUCCUCUCUGCAACUACUUUGGUGUCCUGCGCUGUUUCCGCGCUUGUGCCGUUACCUUCCCCGUCGUCUACAUCCUCACACCCUACGUGGUUCUCUUUGAAAGCAACACCGGCCGCUACGCCGCCCUCAUGAUCGUCAUGUUCGUCAAGGCCUUCGCCGUUAUCAUCGGCUUCCCCUGCAUGACGAUCCUGCUCACCAACUCGGCCUCGUCGCUGCGGAUCCUCGGCACCCUCAACGGCUUCGCCACCAUGUUCAGCGGCUUCGGCCGCGCCUUCGGGCCCGCGGCCGCCGGCGCCGCCUUCAGUUGGGGCGUUGCUCGGGGCUACGUCAUCGUCGCGUACUGGUUCCUCGCGCUCACGGCGCUGCUUGGCGCCAUUCCCAUCUACAUGCUCUUCGACUACGACGCCCUGACGCAGACGCCCGACGCGAGCGACGACGAGGACGAGAGCGUGAGUGACGAAGGCUACGUUAGCGAGGGCAGUGUCGUUGCGUCUGGCAGCGGCCAGGGCGCUUCGACGGAGACGGCGCCUUUGCUAGGUGCGAAGAACGGGCCGGCGGGAUACGAAGCCGUCAACCCUGCGCGGUCAUGA